Messenger RNA from Elaeis guineensis (African oil palm), 763 nucleotides. RefSeq lists its product as uncharacterized. The record is from RefSeq and is a predicted model, not a curated record. NCBI's taxonomy places the organism in Eukaryota, Viridiplantae, Streptophyta, Magnoliopsida, Arecales, Arecaceae. Gene Ontology annotation, cellular component: oligosaccharyltransferase complex.
UUUUUGGGUGGGCGGCGGCGAGGUUUUCCCAAAUACAAAUUUCUCUAUGAUCCCGCGAGCCCCAUCUCAAUUCGCCCGGGCCAUGAAUCAGCGCAAAAGGUAAAUCGGCGGAUCCAUCCCCUCUCGCCCUUCAUCCGAUGGCAUCGACAUCCAUAUCGAGCCCUGUUCCCGCUGCGUGGUAUCCAACUCUGGCCUUCCUCAAGCUGGUCGCUGGACUAAUCGGCACUGCGACCUUCUUCAUCUAUGAAGCUACCUCAUCGGGGCGAAAACGCCGCUUGUCAAGGGAGAUCAUGACUGGAGCUGUGGCAUCUGUCUUCUUGGGUUUUGGUUCUUUAUUCUUGUUGCUGGCAUCUGGUGUUUAUGUUUGAUUCAAUUCUAUAGCAAACCAACCAUCCUUUUUAUGGGUAUUGUUUUCUUAAUGGAGGGGAGAUUUUUGGAUAAAUCUAGACCUUAAGGUCUGGGCCAAAACUUUUUUAUGAACCGUGGAUGCGUUUUAUGUACUUGACAUGCAAGACAGAUGCACAUGAGUGCUCGUGGACAAAAGCAACGCAGCACUUGGAAUUUGUGCAGAAUACUUGUGAUCGUGUUAUUUAACAUUCUGUGCACGAGGAUGCACUGUUAAUUUGUGAAGCUAUUAGCUGUUGUUUUCCUCAUGUAGUGUUCUACUAAAGGGUGAACAGUUACACGUAUGGGAAAAAGGAUCAUGAACUAGUGUUCUGUCUCCCCUUGUGCUGAAAGGAAUAAAAUUUUCUGUUUUCACUCA